This is a messenger RNA of Cuscuta epithymum, 2563 nucleotides long. The record is from the annotation of a GenBank genome assembly. Lineage: Eukaryota; Viridiplantae; Streptophyta; Magnoliopsida; Solanales; Convolvulaceae.
AGAAGCUCUGACAUAGAAACAAAAUGCUUAAAUUUGUAGAGAUGACUCUAAUAGUUACUAUGUUAUCAAAACUUCUUCAAGCCUCAUUGGCGGGAAAACAGUCAUUUAUCGUUCAUAUGGCGGAACCGGAAAUGCCCUCCGAAUUCCUCCAUCAAGCUCACUGGUAUGACUCCGCUCUCAAAUCGGUGUCUGAAUCGGCGGAGCUGAUCUAUGUCUACACAACGGCGGCGCACGGAUUCUCCGCCAAGCUCACACAGCAAGAAGCUCUGUUUCUCGAAACUCUGCCCGGCGUCGUCUCUGUUCAGCCGGAGAGGAAGUACCAGCUCCACACCACCAGAACGCCGUCGUUUCUGGGACUGGUUGAUUACCUUUUACCCGGAUCCGCUGCUGAAAGUGACGUUGUCAUCGGAGUAGUCGACACCGGAGUCUGGCCGGAGAUUAAGAGCUUCGACGACCGAGGACUGGGUCCGAUCCCAAGCAAGUGGAAAGGAACGUGCGAGACGGGAACCAAUUUCACCGCAUCGAAUUGCAACCGGAAACUGAUAGGUGCGAGGUUCUUUUCCAAAGGGUACGAGGCGAGUCAGGGGCCGGUCAACGAGACUCUGGCGAGCAAAUCUCCCCGGGACGAUGAAGGCCAUGGGACCCACACAAUCUCCACCGCCGGAGGAUCGCCGGUUCAGCACGCCGGCCUGUUCGGCUACGCGGCCGGAGCUGCUCAGGGCAUGGCCAAGAACGCAAGAGUCGCGGCAUAUAAAGGCUGCUGGAACGACACUUGUUAUAGUUCUGAUGUUUUGGCGGCCAUGGACAGUGCCAUCGAAGACGGCGUGGAUAUUCUUUCCUUAUCUCUCGGCACUGGAUCUGUUGACUACUAUGAUGAUGUCACUGCCAUCGGAGCAUUCGCCGCCGUGGAGAAGGGAAUUGUGGUGGUUUGCUCCGCCGGGAACGAUGGUCCUAGUCUAUACACCGUGUCCAACAUGGCACCGUGGAUCAUCACCGUCGGUGCCGGGACUCUGGACCGUGAUUUCCCGGCUCCGGUAACCCUCGGUAACGGAACUAAACUUCCAGGUGUUUCUCUUUACAAUAACAAAGCUGUUCCAUUUCCCGCCAAAAGGCUUCCACUCGUCUACGCGGGGAACGUGAGCAAUGCCACGGAUGGGAAUUUGUGUGUCAGAGGAAGUCUGGAUUCGAGCAACUUGAAGGGAAAAAUUGUACUUUGCGAUCGGGGGAAAAAUGGCAGAGUUGAUAAGGGCUAUGUUGUAAAAGCUGCUGGAGGGGCCGGGAUGGUGUUAGCCAAUGCGGCCGAACAGGGAGAAGAGUUGGUGGCAGAUCCCCAUUUACUUCCGGCAACGCACGUGACAAAAAAGUCUGGGGAGGCCAUCAAGUCAUAUUUGUUCCACGAUCCUAAUCCAACGGCAACAAUUUCCUUCACAGGGACAAAAGUCGGCGUUAAACCAUCACCUAUACUUACAGCUUUCAGUUCUCGCGGCCCCAACAGUAUCACGCCAGAGAUACUGAAACCUGAUGUGAUUGCACCAGGGUUCAACAUUCUUGCGGGAUGGAGUGGGGCCACCAGCCCAACUGGUUUACCAGAAGACCUCAGACGUGUCGAAUUCAACAUAAUAUCAGGGACAUCCAUGUCGUGUCCGCACGUGAGUGGCAUAGCAGCUUUGCUUAAAGCGGAGCACCCGGAUUGGAGCCCUGCUGCAAUCCGGUCUGCUCUGAUGACCACAUCGUACAUAACCUACAUGUCAGGCACCCCACUUAUAGAUGCCGCGACGGGGAAGGAAGCCACGCCAUACGACUACGGGUCGGGUCAUGUGAAUCCCAUGUCCGCAUUGAACCCGGGGCUUGUUUACAACAUAGACACAAACGGUUACCUAAACUUCAUAUGCACCUUGAACUACACUUCAUCCCAAAUUUACGCACUAACGAGAAAAAACUUCAGCUGUGAUGCAAGCAAAAAAUACAGUGUCACAGACCUCAAUUACCCUUCCUUCGCUGUAGUGUUUUCAGAUAAGAAAUCUUCUAUGAAAUACACACGAACGCUCACUAAUGUUGGAGAACCCGAUACAUACGAAGUCUAUGUUUCUGCCCCAAAUUCAGUUGAAAUCUUGGUGGAGCCACAAACUCUGAACUUUACUAAGAUGGGUGAGAAGAAAUCAUACACGGUCACGUUCAAUGCUCUGAAGAUGGUUGCAGGCCAAAGUCUGUUUGGGAGAGUUGAGUGGUCUAGUGGGAUACAAGUUGUGGCUAGUCCUGUGGCCAUUACAUGGUCAUAGUGAUCUCAAACAGCUUGCUAGAGAACUGUGUGUAGAGUCUAGACUUAUAAUGAAUUAGAGAUUGUACUAAUAAGUUAAAAUUAGGGAAAAUUGUCAAUUUGGUUCUCGUACUAUUAUGGAAAAAUCAAUUAGGUUCUUAUAUUUUUAAAAAAAUCAAUCAAAUCCCCGAACUUUGUAAAAACGUUCAAUUGAGUCCAUUUACGGGUUACUUGCCAUGUCAGCAUGCCACCCGCUGACGUGGCGCACACGUGGAACUCCAACAAUCCCUUUGAUGAUGAUGUGGU